ACAUGAACCCUUCGAUGUUCACCAGGCAGCACAGGCGUCAGACACCUCGCUCCAGCGCUUUUGCCAACACCACUUCAAACUGUCGUGAAGCCAUAAUGCCCGAGUGUCCCUACUGUGAGAAUGGCAUCACCCCGGAAGGCUUCAUCUGCACGAGAUGUAAGCACGCGACGGAGACCCUGAGAAGUGUCCUCACACAGCCGUUGGGUUGGUUCGGACUGAGGAGGAGACGUGACGGAUUGGACUGAAUGGGGCACUGCUCACCACACAUUGCACUAUGACUGGGAUCUUCGCUGUUCGGGCGACCGAGAACUAGGAGCAAAUUCAUGACUCCCUCAAAAA
Molecule: messenger RNA, 339 nt
Organism: Verticillium dahliae VdLs.17
Lineage: Eukaryota; Fungi; Ascomycota; Sordariomycetes; Glomerellales; Plectosphaerellaceae
Exons: 2
Source: RefSeq, a predicted model, not a curated record